Monodelphis domestica (gray short-tailed opossum) is the source of this 11361-nucleotide messenger RNA. RefSeq names its product valosin containing protein interacting protein 1 (gene VCPIP1). Gene Ontology annotation, molecular function: cysteine-type deubiquitinase activity. NCBI's taxonomy places the organism in Eukaryota, Metazoa, Chordata, Mammalia, Didelphimorphia, Didelphidae. Gene Ontology annotation, biological process: Golgi reassembly; endoplasmic reticulum membrane fusion; protein K11-linked deubiquitination. The record is from RefSeq and is a predicted model, not a curated record.
UAGUCCUGACCCGGCCCAAGCGUUCAUUAUCCCGAGGUCAGACGCACAAGCUAGGAGACUCUAAUUCCCAGGGGGCAGAGCGAAGGCCGCGCCUGCGCGUUCUCCUCGGGAGGGCGUGUGUGUAUGUCUGUGUGUGAGAGGGGUAGGGAGAGAGAGUGUGUGAGUGAGAGUGUGCGGGGUAGGGUGGAGGCCGUUACGUUCGGGGCAACGGCUACGACAGUGAAGAAGCAAUAAGAGAAGCGGCGGCCAGCGCUUCCGCCUUCACUUAGGUGUCGGUGGUAGGGCUGAUAGAGAGAGGAGAGCGAGUCCCCCGUCAGGCGAGCCGGGGCCUGGGCCGGACUGUUCGGGGCCGGUGGGGAUCGGGGCUAUGAGCCUUUGAGGGGUCGCCCGGGGCGCGGAGCGAGACCCGAGAGCGGAGAGCGAUGUCUCAGCCGCCGCCGCCACCGCCUCCCCCUCCUCCUCCUCCUCCCCCCCCCGAGGCGCCGGCGGCGGCCGCUGCUGCUGCUGCGGCGGCUCAGGGGGGGCUCGCGAAGCGGAAAGACCGACGCAUCCUGUCCGGGAACUGCCCAGACCCGAAGUGCCAGGCGCGUUUGUUCUUCCCGGCCUCUGGCUCGGCCAGCAUCGAGUGCACGGAGUGCGGGCAGCGGCACGAGCAGCACCAGCUGCUGGGGGUGGAGGAGGUGACCGACCCGGACGUGGUCCUGCACAACCUGCUGCGGAACGCGCUGCUCGGGGUGACGGGGGCCCCCAAGAAGAACACAGAGCUGGUGAAGGUGCUGGGCCUUUCCAACUACCAUUGCAAAUUGCUGUCUCCCAUUCUGGCCCGAUAUGGGAUGGACAAGCAGACGGGCAGGGCCAAGCUGCUCCGAGACAUGAAUCAGGGCGAGUUGUUUGACUGCGCCCUGUUGGGCGACCGCGCCUUUCUCAUUGAGCCCGAGCAUGUCAACACUGUGGGUUAUGGCAAGGACCGCUCUGGAAGUCUGCUCUACUUGCAUGACACCCUCGAGGACAUUAAGAGGGCCAACCGGAGUCAGGAGUGCUUGAUUCCAGUGCAUGUAGAUGGGGAUGGUCACUGCUUGGUGCAUGCUGUGUCCCGGGCUCUAGUGGGCCGGGAGCUAUUCUGGCAUGCGUUGAGAGAGAAUCUUAAGCAGCACUUUCAGCAGCACCUGGCUCGAUAUCAAGCCCUCUUUCACGACUUCAUUGAUGCUGCCGAGUGGGAGGACAUUAUUAACGAAUGUGACCCCCUUUUUGUGCCACCUGAGGGUGUCCCCUUGGGAUUGAGGAACAUUCAUAUUUUUGGCCUUGCCAAUGUGCUACACCGGCCCAUUAUUCUCCUGGAUUCCCUCAGUGGCAUGAGAAGCUCUGGAGACUAUUCUGCCACUUUUCUUCCCGGGCUCAUCCCAGCAGAGAAGUGCACUGGUAGAGAUGGCCAUCUGAACAAACCAAUCUGCAUCGCAUGGAGUAGUUCUGGGCGAAACCACUAUAUUCCUUUGGUUGGUAUAAAAGGGGCUGCUUUACCCAAACUGCCCAUGAAGCUACUUCCUAAAGCAUGGGGAGUGCCUCAGGACCUCAUUAAAAAGUAUAUUAAACUUGAGGAGGAUGGUGGGUGUGUGAUUGGAGGAGACAGGAGUUUGCAGGACAAAUACUUAUUAAGACUUGUGGCUGCUAUGGAGGAAGUCUUCAUGGACAAACAUGGUAUUCAUCCUAGUUUAGUUGCAGAUGUUCAUCAAUAUUUCUAUAGGAGAACUGGGGUAAUAGGAGUUCAACCUGAAGAAGUAACGGCAGCUGCUAAAAAAGCAGUGAUGGAUAAUCGCCUUCACAAGUGUUUGAUCUGUGGUGCCCUUUCAGAACUUCAUGUCCCUACUGAGUGGUUGACUCCAGGAGGGAAACUGUACAACCUGGCCAAAAGUACCCAUGGACAGCUGAGGCCUGACAAAAAUUAUAGCUUCCCUUUGAACAAUCUGGUAUGCUCAUAUGAUGCAGGGAAGGAUGUUCUGAUCCCAGACUACAGUUUGAGUAAUUUAACAGCUUGUAAUUGGUGCCAUGGCACAUCAGUGCGAAGAGUAAGAGGUGAUGGUUCUGUUGUGUAUUUGGAUGGGGACAGAACUAAUACCAGGUCCACUGGUGGUAAAUGUGGUUGCGGAUUCAAACAUUAUUGGGAAGGUAAAGAAUAUGACAAUCUCCCUGAGGCUUUUCCUAUUACUUUGGAAUGGAGUGGAAGAGUGGUCAGGGAAACAGUGUAUUGGUUCCAGUAUGAAAGUGAUGUGUCUUUGAAUAGCAAUGUUUAUGACGUUGCAAUGAAACUUGUUACCAAACAUUUCCCUGGUGAAUUUGGGAGUGAAAUCUUAGUUCAGAAAGUUGUCCACACUAUAUUACAUCAGACAGCCAAAAAGAAUCCUGAUGACUAUACUCCUGUAAAUAUAGAUGGUGCUCAUGUCCAGAGAGUUGAGGAUGUACAACAUGGGCAAGAUUUGGAAUCUCAACUUCCAACUAAAAUUAUUCUUACUGGGCAGAAAACAAAAACUUUGCACAAGGAGGAAUUAAAUAUGAGCAAAACUGAAAGAACUAUUCAACAAAACAUUACGGAACAAGCUUCUAUAAUGCAGAAACGGAAAACUGAGAAGUUAAAACAAGAACAAAAAGCCCAGCCAAGGACUGUUUCCCCAAGCAUCAUUCGUGAUGGCCCAUCUUCUGCUCCUGCUACACCUACCAAGGCUCCUUAUUCACCUGUAUCUACUAAGGAGAAGAAAAUCCGUAUAACAACAAAUGAUGGGCGGCAGUCCAUGCUUACACUCAAACCCUCAACAACCUAUUUUGAACUUCAGGAAAGCAUAGCCAGAGAAUUUGAUAUUCCUCCAUAUUUACAAUGUAUUCGAUAUGGUUUUCCUCCUAAAGAGCUAAUGCCCCCCAAAGCUGGAAUGGAAAAGGAGCCUGUGCCCUUACAACAUGGUGACAGAAUAACCAUAGAAAUUCUAAAAGGUAAAGAAGAAGGUGGUCAGCCUGGUGCAGCACACUCAGCACACACUGUGAAACAUGAAGAUAUUGCUGUUACUAGCAAAAUAUCUUCUAAGGAACUUCAGGAGCAGACUGACAAGGAAAUGUACUCCUUGUGUCUUCUGGCAACAUUAAUGGGAGAAGAUAUCUGGUCUCAUGCGAAAGGACUUCCUCACUUGUUCCAACAGGGUGGGGUGUUCUACAACAUAAUGAAGAAAACCAUGGGUAUGGCUGAUGGCAAGCAUUGCACUUUUCCACAUCUUCCUGGUAAAACCUUUGUCUACAAUGCUUCAGAAGAUAGAUUGGAAUUGUGUGUGGAUGCAGCUGGGCACUUCCCUAUUAGUCCUAAUGUUGAAGAUUCAGUGAGAGAGGCUUUAAGUCAGGUUCGGGCAGAGACUACUUCAAGAAGUCGAGAAUCAAGUCCCUCACAUGGUCUCUUGAAAUUAGGUAGUGGUGGAGUAGUGAAAAAAAAAUCAGAACAACUGCAUAAUGUAACUGCCUUCCAAGGAAAAGGGCAUUCUCUUGGAACUGCGUCUAGUAGCCCUCUCCUUGAUCAGAGAGCUAGAGAAGGUCCAGUUGUCAGAAAACAUAGUACAGGAACAGAUUUUGCGGCUAGUUCUGCAAAACCAGAUCCUUCUGUAUUUACAGCACCUCCUGGUAAUAGUGAGCUUAUUCGGAUAGCUCCUGGAGUAGUAACAAUGAGAGACAGCCGGCAGCUGGAUCCUAAUUUGAUUGAAGCCCAGCGAAAAAAAUUGCAGGAAAUGGUUUCAUCUAUCCAGGCUUCAAUGGACAGGCACUUACGAGAUCAGAACACAGAACAGUCACCAACUGAUUUUCCUCAAAGGAAAGUAGAAGUUGUAAGUUCAUCUGCAAAAUCUGGGAGUUUUCAGGCUGGCUUACCUGAAUCUUUUCCUGUAACUGGUGGUACUGAGCAUUUGAAUGCAGAAACAACUGGUGGAAAUGUGGCAAGUGCAAUGGGAACAACGUUUGCUACAAGGUCAAAAGCACAAAAAGGAAAUUCUGUGGAUGAGCCUGAAGAGAUGGAUAGUCAAGAUGCUGAAAUGACUAAUGCAACUGAGCCAAUGGAUCAUUCUUGAUUAGUGAGGGGCUAAUAAGGGCAGAAUGUUUAUUGUGAAUAUGUAAUGUUGUUGGCUGGGCCACAUACAUGAUUAGUCAUUUAAAAGAAAAAAUCUUGUAUGUAUAUUUCAAAGAUUAUAUCUUGUUCUUCAGUGCAUGAUAGCAAGUGUGUGAUUGGCAAUAGCUUUUAAUAUACUCCUGCCCAGGCUGGCUCUGAAUUACCUGUAAAUUAGUUAUUAGAAGAUGCACUGAGAAUGAGUUUCUGCUGUAGAUGUGGGUAAUUGAAAGUUCUUUGUAAUUUUAAUUCCAUGAGAGUCUUAAUUCUUUAAACAUGUGAAAGUUCUCUUGCUAAGUAUGUUUAAGAUUACUGAAAAAGCUAGAACUGGGCAAAAAAUUAAAUUUGUUGAAGUUAAUGUUAUUCCAAAUAACUAUCCCAGACAUUUAUUAUAGUGUAAAAAUAUGUUUAUGUAAAUCUGAGAGCAACCAGAACUGAACUGUAUAUUAAAAUUCAUAAUACAGUAUAUUAGACACUUUAUAUGAACCUGAUAUUUCCUUAGAUUUAAAUACAUUCAUAGAGCUAUGUAUUCUUGAUUAAAAUAACUUGGAAAUAGAGUGUAAUAUACAGUUUUUGCCACUUGAGCAAGGUUAAAACAAAAAAGCUAUUCUAGAAGGAUAAAGUGAAUUUGAUUCCGUUAUGUUACUGUCUGAAUCAACACAGCCAGUAGGGUGCUUCGUUACACGGUAGCAUGUUAAUAUUGUCUCCUGAAUCUUAAGCAAGGCAAAUGCCACCUCAUUUUUUAAUCUCACAGGUUGGUUAGAAAGUGUUGUGAUAGGAAGUACAACAGAUAAUGGUAGAUAUAGUUAUAUGAUCUCCAAUUUUCAAAGUUUGUCAGUCACAGAGAACUUAUAAAAUGAGAAUUAUUCUUUAUUAAUGAGUUGCUUUGUUCUAAAAUUUUGAUCAUUGGUAUUUUAAGCUUGGAUAUGCUAAGUGUCUGUUGAAAUUUCUUGGAGACAGGAAAUGUUUCCUUUUUUUUUGUAUGUGUGCCCAUAGGAUCAUUAUUUGUUGGCUUCACUUGAAUUUGUGAUGCAAAUUUUCCUGCAUCAUACCCUGAUCAACUUGGCAUUCACUUAGUGUAUUCAUAAAAUCUUUAGUGCCAGCUUCCUUGAGAAGCAGAUGUUGUGCUUAUUCCAUAAGACAAAGAAUGUUUAUCUUGACAUUGGUAUUGCACUAUUUUACCUCCUUAUCCUGCAGAUCUGCAUUUUGUAAUGUGCAUUUUGUUUUACAUUCUUCCUCUGCUCACUGAAAUUAAGUUGAAUUUGAAUGGAUGAAAGACAGAAUGUAUAUUAAUACAAUCUUCUCUAGAGCAUUGAAGGCCUGAGUGUCUCUGUUUGCACAUAUAACAGGUCCAUGAAAAUUAUAUUCUGAGUUCCACAGGUUUAUCUUAUCAGAUAUCUAAAAAUCUUUUUUUUUUUUUGUCAUACGGAAUUUGGGCAUUUUAUAGUGUUUCUCAGUAAACGAGGUUCUCUUUGUGAAAGUACAUCAGUUAAAGUCACUUAAUUUCAGAGAAUCAGAACACUUUAAAACUAAACUGAGUGAGGCAUAUUUGGGUUUAAUUUUAUCAAGGUUUUUUUUUUAAUUUGGAAACUUUCAGGUUUUUCGGUUUCUAAAAUUUACUUAGAAGAAUUUGUCUUUCUGCAGAUCAGAGAGUAGGUUGAGGGAGAUUUAUAACUAUUUUAUAGUGUGUACUAUUUUUGCAUAAAGUGUGAAAUAUAACCACCAAGUAACAUUUCACAUUUGGCCAUAAGAACUUUUAUGUAUAAAUCCUCAGUCUACGGUAUCUAUCCACAAUAAUUAUUUUGGCUUUCUUGGUCACUAAAAUGUACAUUUCCUCUUCUUUUACCACAGGGAAACUGUCUAACAAGGUAAUUCCUUGCUUCCAGGUAAAUCAGAGAAUCACCUUUUCUUGAAAACAGAAAUAUUUUCUUCACUUGUGACUGUGUGUUGGCUUGAUGACUUACAAAUCCUGUUUGAAUAUAAAGUAGAAAAACAAAACAAAGUUAACCUAUUAAGUUUUCAUGCUUAUCUAAUGUGAAUCAGAAUGUACAUGCAAAAGCAGGAAUUUAGUCAUAACCUCAGACAUCUUAUUAAUUUUUGUUGCUACAGCACGGCUGCUUACAUUACACUGAUGUAUGGACAUUAGACUGGUAGUUUGGGUUCUCUUGUGUUUAAAGAAUAAAAAGUUUGGCUCUGAAGUGAUCAGAUUCGUAGAAAUGAUUUUACCUCAGCUGAGGUCUUGAAUGGUGUAGGUGCUGCCUUUUUUUAGAGAUAAGCAAAAUGACACAUCUUCACUAAGUCUCACAGCUGAGGUUCUUUACACUUAUUUUGUCUUAUUCUGUUAAAUUAUAGCCAUUCUUUUUCUUUUAUGUGUACAAUAAUCAAAUAAGUUGCUGUAGAAUUAAAUAUUAUCUUAGUCCUGCCUUUUGUGAUAGCAUGGAAAUCACUGGAAAUGAUCACCAAACUUUUACUUUGUGAGCUGGAAAGUCUUUGCAGUGGUCAUUGUGUUUGAUUUUUAUGUCCUCUUAGAAGUUAUGCCAUAACUUUCGGUUAACUUUUCAAACUCAGCUUUAUUUUAUAAUCCUUAGUCUGGUUGAAAAUUUACAUUAAUUUCUAUAUUUUCUUCCUUAAUUAUUUUUCUUGUAGGUAAACUUAUCAUGUUUGUGUUAAUGGUCCAAGUUCAGAUAUCUUAAAGACUACCAGAAUAUGGGGAAACCAGUUGAAAUUUUAAAACUCAUACAUAACAGUACAGCACAAUACCAUAGAGUCUAUAUUAACGAUGAGGGGAUGAUACAUUAAAAAAUAAAUUUAAAGGCCUAAAACUUAUUGUUUUUCCUAUCAUUAUGCUUCUAAUAUUCCUUUGGAAGGUGUGAUGUAGCCAAGAAAUUUAGCAGCUGCUCUUGGUUAUGGAAGGUAUGAAGGUAAUUUCUUUCUUUGUAGCAGUAUCCCCACCUCUCCCCCACCCCCACCCCCCCAAAAAAAUCAGGCUUACUGCUUACCAUUGAGACGUGACUGAAAAACAGCUGUGGUUCUGGACAAGCAUACUACCUUAUAUAAAGAUCUCUGCACUACCAGUACUGACUCAUAUAUGAUCUAAUUUCAAAAGUACCCAGUUAAAUGGGAGGUGAGCAGUAGUUUUGUGCAGGGUUUUUUACCUCAGGGAACGUCAUUUGCUAAAGUUUCUUAUACCAGUCAGUAUUGACAUUAUUGAAGAUCACUGACAUCAUUUGUUAGCCGCAAAAUGGAAAAGUUUAUAACAGUAUUAUUUUAUAUGGUUAACUACUAAUAUAUGCUGCUAGCGAACAUUUCUCUACAAAUUAACACUUAGUAAUGUUUGGAUCUUUAGAUUAAAACAGUAAUAUGCCACUUCUCUUAUUCACAUGAGAACUUGACAAUAUGUUAACUUGAAUACUUUUUAUGCAAUCAUAAAAUCUCCCCACCCCCAAAUCAUAUAAUUUUGUUUGUAAAGCCAUUCCAAGAGGACUUAAUUUGUCUCAUUAAUGAAAUACUGCAGAGAAGAAUUUGAGAUUAAAAAAAAAAUUCUCAUAGGACUCAAUUUACAUUUGGGCUAUUUUUCUCCCCAUCAAACAACUGUACCAUGGGCUGAAUUCCAACCAUUUUGCAAUAGAAUUUAAAAUGGCUUUCAAGAGUUAGUGACAAAAUAGAUAUUCUGAAUAAGAUUGGUAGAUUCUGGUUUGCAAGAGGAUUAUUAGAUCAGUUUUACAAAAUUACAAAAUUUACAAAAUCUUGUCCUAGUGCCCAUCAUUAUUAUCAUUAUUAAUUCCACAAGAAAUGUAUUAUUUUGAGGAUGAGAAGACCCAGAACUGUUCAUUUAAAAACAAAUCAUAAUAUUUAAAUGUAUACUUAGUAAAAUAAAAUAACAAAGGGUACUACCAACAUGAGAUUUGCCAAGUAACUUAGCAAGUUCAGCCAUUUUUGACAAUACAUAGAAAUGCAAAAUGUUUUAAUUCAUAUGUUAGGAUUAUCAAAUCGUGAGAGUUUUUAGCUUUGUUCCAAAACAGCAGGAAUCAUACAAAAUGUGAAAUUACUGAAGAAAAUGCCAUUACUUGUAUAUUUGACAUUUAAAUUUUUUAAAAUUAUGGAAUCUAUAUGCUUUUUAUAGUACAAUAUUAACAUGAUUAUUCUCAUGUAAAAGAAAAGGAAAACUAGUUGAACUUUUUAGUUGAUGUUAAUUUUUCCUUGUCAAUAUCAGCUACUUAGUAUUUUACAUUUUAAGAUCUUACAUCCUUUCUAAAAUGCAGAAUCCAUUUUUGAGCCUUUAUGCCUGUGGUAGAGCAAUAAAAGACUGAAAAAGUUAUUAGUAUUUUCAGGUUUAUUUGACUUUGAGGAUUAUUGCCAAGAACUAAUGAGUGCACUUUUUGGAGGGAAAUGUUAUUUAAAAUAUGUAUAAAUAAGAAGUAAUAGUGUAUAUAUUUAGAAGACAGCAAGUGCUUUAAGUGUGACUAAAAGAAAUUAGCAUAGAAGUUAUACCAUCCCUACAGCACUGGUUGUUAUUCAGCACGUUUUGAUUUGUUUUAUUUGUGAUUGCUGUAUUAAUUACAUAUGGGUUUUUUAAAUCUGUAAUGUAAUAAUAGUGUAUUAUAACAGUAUAUAGUGUACCAUAUUACACUUGACUGUACAGUACUUGGAGUUUUCUUUGAUUGCUAUAUUAAAAUUAUAAGUUAAAAUAUGCUGCUUUUUUCCCCAACUUUUCCAUAUUUCACAAGUUUUGGUAAUCAUUUUUAAUUCUUAAGUUUCCUUGGAAUUAUGCCUUAAUAUUUUGCAGAUGAAAAAAUAUUUGGAUACUCUGAAAUAAUUGUUACUGCAUCAAAGGUUGUUUUAUAUUCUUCUGUAAGUUAAGUAUUAUAAAGAGACAAGUAUUUAAAACAUUUUUUUCCUCUAAAUGCAGAUUUAGUUGUAGAAUUUUAGAAACCUGAUUUUUAAAUCAGGAGGAAAAAAAGUUUAGAACUGUUAGCCAUAAAGUAAGGGUUAUACUGGCUCUGAAAUACCAUAUAAGGCAAACACUUAAAAAAAUAACAAUGACGAAAUUGCUAUUAGUAGGGAAUUAUUAACCAUUUUUGUGUCUUGGACUCCUUUUUUAAUAUUGUUAUGAAGCCUUUAGAGCUCAUCUUAGAAUGUUUUUAAAUGCAUAAGAUGAAUAGGAUUACAAAGAGCCAAUUAAAUGAAAAUAGUUAUCAAAGUAUUUUUUAGAAAUUAAUAAGCCCCAGGUUAAAAAUCCCUGCUUUAAAGUCAGAACUUUGAUUUCGUGUUUUUAUAAAAUUGGAUUAAAGACAUGACAAUUAAAAAGAAUAUGAGCUAUUUAGUGUUAGGCUACAUAUUUUUCUCAACUAAUCAGCAAUAUUGAAUUCUGCUUUUGUCUAAGCAAUAACUUUACGUUCUAAAAUACAUUAUAGUAGUAAUUUUUGAUAAGUGAAUCUGUUGCCUUAGUAUUGUUUUGUAUGCCCAUCAGAAUAAACAGUGCAAUAGUAUUGAGUUAGCAUGUUUAAUGAAGUAGUCAUAAGGAAAUAACUUAUUUAAAUAAUUUGAUAUUUCAUUUAAGUCUAAAAUUUUACUUAAGUCAUUUAUGGUUGAUAAUUAUUGGAAUAAAGCUGAUAUUUUAUGUAUCUUUAAAUCUUUAUAUAUAAUGGUUUUAUGACUAAUCCUUUAACUUUUUCUACUGACUAUAUAUGGUUUAAACUUAAUGAGAACACAGUGAUAAAUGUCAGAAGCAUGAAUUAGAUCACGGAUCUGUUAGCUUUAUUGCCCUUGUAACCUAGACCAGCCUCCCUACCAAUGGUCAUUUGCUGUCCUAUUCAAAAUCACUCUGUGCCAGUUAAUCAGGCUUUAAAGACCUGGUAUUUAUCUCAAAGGAAGAAAAAGCUUACAAGGCAGUGUAGUUGACCCACAAACCCAUCAUCUAUUCAGAAGGAUUAGUAUUCGGAUAAUAUUCUUUGCCACUGGGUAUUUCAGAUCUAGUUAUGUGUCACCUUAGGGGACACUAUUCAUCAAAAUUAAAAAACAAAAUCUAGUGGUAUGUGAAGAAAUUGUUUUCUUAAGUUGUAUAGAAUUCACAGAUCAGCAAUUAUGAGAAUGCUUAAACUUUGUUGUUGAGGUUUUUUUCCCCUAUUCCCAGGGUCUGGCCUACAUGAGUCUUAUAUAAUCAUUGACCUGAGGUCAAAUAAAUGCAUAAAAAUCUCAGGAUUUAUACCAGGCUUACAUAUUGGUGAGUUCUGUUUGUAGGGAAAGAAAAGAAAUAUUACAAGAUAUGGGUGGAAAGUAGUGAGACUUGCUUGUGGAGUCUCAUUUGUAGUCACCUUGUUAGGUGAACAGGAAGCUUGGUAACAUUGUUGACAGACUAGAAUAAUUUCAAGGAACAUGAUAUAAAAUUUCUCCUUGGUGAUUUAAUGGCUGGUUUAUGCAAUAUAAAUGAUAACUUGUUGCUGUGGUAAGAGAGGAAAUUAAAUAGAUGGUAUAAAUCCUGUGUAGCUCAAUCCCAGCUAUAUUUUCAUAUGCUGAUUCUAAGAUGCUUAUGUGAAUACCCAAUAUUCAGAUUCUUUAUGAGCAACAGAAUACUUAAUUAGUUUGUCCCAAUUUGCAGUGGAUAAUUAGGCUUAAAAUAUAAGAAAGGAAAACUGAUGCUAAUUGUUGUUUAUUCAUAGGCCAGUGAGUGCAUGAAUCAUGCAUGUUAAUUCUCCUUAGAGAUCUUUACAUAGGUCCAGGUUUACAUAAUAAAUCCUUUUGUCUAAUAUGGUACUAUGGAAGAGGGGAUGGGAUUUCAUACAACUUUUUGUACUUGUUUUUCAGAUAAAUAGAAAGCUGCAGCAGGUCUUUCUUUCUGUCAGCACUUGUCAUGUGGGUAUGGAUUUACUAUUAGACAUAGAUUUUAGACACAACUGUGAACUCUUAAUUGGUAAUGUUGAAGUUCAAAAUUCUAUAACUUGUCAACUUCUUAUGCUAUAGAUGCUUCCCUCAGAGUGCCCCUGAAAAUCACUGAAACACUUAGGUACAUAGUUUCACAUAUUUUGAAUUUAUUUUAAUUUGCACACCAGUGACAAUUCCUUAUUGCAGAUUUAGGGAAACUUUUUACAGCUCUUCUUGUCCAACUUCCCACUUCCUAGUAGCUUGCAGCCUUCUCUCCUUGACCCCUUCUUUUUUCUUAUUGGAAUGACCGGCCCCAUUUUCUUCACUCUUCCUUUCCUCUUCUAGGAGAGGUUGUACGAUAUUUCAGAAAGCUG